UAACAAAAUAAAUUAACCUCCAAAGUUGAAUCCAAGUGAGUCCCUUCGACCCUUGGUUUGAAUGAGGAGGAGGCACUGUCACUGUUACGCUCCACGAACAUGGACAUUUGGACAAUGGGUAAUCGUUACUUGGCCCAACUCUCACACACUUCCUUCGCACGUGCCGUCCACGCUCACAUCCUCACCUCCGGCUUCAAGCCAUUCCCUCUCAUCAUCAACCGCCUCAUCGAUCAUUACUGCAAAUCCUUCAACAUCCCCUACGCCCGCUACCUGUUCGACAAAAUUCCCAAACCAGACAUCGUCGCCGCAACCACCAUGCUUUCCGCCUACUCCGCUGCCGGCAACAUCAAACUCGCUCACCAACUCUUCAACGCUACACCAAUGUCCAUUCGUGACACCGUCAGUUACAAUGCCAUGAUCACUGCCUUUUCCCACAGCCAUGAUGGUCAUGCUGCUCUUCAACUCUUCGUACAAAUGAAAAGGCUCGGUUUUGUCCCCGACCCCUUUACCUUCUCAAGCGUUCUUGGCGCACUGUCGUUGAUAGCUGAUGAAGAGACGCAUUGUCAGCAAUUGCACUGUGAGGUUUUUAAGUGGGGUGCACUCUCUGUGCCUUCUGUUUUGAAUGCUUUGAUGAGUUGCUAUGUUUCUUGCGCCUCUUCGCCGUUGGUGAACUCUUGUGUGUUGAUGGCUGCUGCUAGGAAGCUAUUUGAUGAGGCACCUCCCGGUCGGAGGGAUGAACCUGCUUGGACUACCAUCAUUGCUGGCUAUGUCAGGAAUGAUGACCUUGUUGCAGCGCGUGAGCUUCUUGAAGGAAUGACUGAUCACAUUGCUGUUGCAUGGAAUGCCAUGAUUUCUGGCUACGUGCACCGCGGUUUUUAUGAGGAGGCAUUUGACUUGUUGAGGAGAAUGCAUUCAUUGGGAAUUCAGCUGGAUGAGUACACUUACACCAGUGUAAUUAGUGCUGCUUCUAAUGCUGGGUUGUUCAAUAUUGGAAGACAGGUGCAUGCUUACGUUCUCAGAACAGUGGUGCAGCCUUCAGGGCAUUUUGUUUUAUCUGUGAAUAAUGCUUUGAUUACUCUCUACACCAGAUGUGGUAAACUAGUUGAGGCCAGGCGAGUUUUCGAUAAGAUGCCGGUGAAAGAUCUUGUUUCGUGGAAUGCAAUUUUGUCUGGGUGUGUCAAUGCCCGACGCAUUGAGGAAGCUAACUCCAUUUUCAGGGAGAUGCCGGUGAGGAGCCUGUUAACGUGGACUGUGAUGAUAUCGGGCUUGGCACAAAAUGGUUUUGGAGAAGAAGGUUUGAAGCUAUUCAACCAGAUGAAGUUAGAGGGACUGGAACCGUGUGAUUAUGCAUAUGCUGGAGCAAUUGCCUCUUGUUCUGUUCUUGGAUCAUUAGACAAUGGGCAACAACUACACUCUCAGAUAAUCCAAUUAGGUCAUGAUUCAAGCCUCUCAGUUGGCAAUGCACUGAUUACAAUGUAUUCAAGGUGUGGUCUUGUUGAAGCUGCCGAUACAGUGUUUCUCACAAUGCCGUAUGUGGAUUCAGUAUCCUGGAAUGCCAUGAUUGCAGCUCUUGCACAGCAUGGACAUGGUGUCCAAGCGAUUCAACUUUAUGAAAAGAUGUUGAAGGAAGAUAUAUUACCUGAUAGGAUAACUUUUCUCACAAUUCUUUCUGCUUGUAGCCAUGCAGGUUUGGUCAAAGAGGGACGCCAUUAUUUUGAUACAAUGCGUGUUUGUUAUGGUAUAACCCCAGAAGAGGAUCACUAUUCUCGUUUGAUUGAUUUGUUAUGUCGUGCUGGUAUGUUCUCAGAAGCCAAGAAUGUCACUGAAUCAAUGCCUUUUGAGCCCGGUGCACCAAUUUGGGAGGCUCUUCUUGCUGGUUGUUGGAUUCAUGGGAACAUGGAAUUAGGUAUUCAAGCUGCUGAUCGACUCCUAGAGCUUAUGCCACAGCAAGAUGGAACCUACAUAAGCCUUUCCAAUAUGUAUGCUGCUUUAGGUCAGUGGGAUGAAGUUGCCAGGGUGAGAAAAUUAAUGAGGGAGCGAGGGGUUAAGAAGGAACCUGGUUGUAGUUGGAUUGAGGUUGAAAACAUGGUCCAUGUCUUUUUGGUUGAUGAUGCUGUGCACCCUGAGGUGCAUGCAGUGUACAGAUAUCUGGAGCAACUGGUACAUGAAAUGAGGAAAUUGGGUUAUGUUCCUGAUACAAAGUUUGUAUUACAUGAUAUGGAAUCUGAACAAAAGGAAUAUGCUUUGUCUACUCAUAGUGAAAAACUUGCUGUUGUUUAUGGAAUUAUGAAACUCCCUUUGGGAGCUACAAUUCGGGUUUUCAAAAAUUUGAGGAUAUGCGGGGACUGCCAUAAUGCAUUCAAGUAUAUUUCUAAAGUAGUGGACCGAGAGAUAAUUGUGAGAGAUAGGAAGCGGUUUCACCAUUUUAGAAAUGGUGAAUGUUCUUGUAGCAACUACUGGUAGGAAGAGGUUCUGUUAUUUGAUUAUCAUCAAUGAUUAAUGUCAACACUCAACAGCACUCUAAGGAACUUAAAAUAUAUGAAGUGUGACAUGAAGCCUUUGCAAUUUGGAAUUCAAAACUGAGACUGAUAAUAGCCCCAAACUGAUCUCCAUGAUCACUGGACAAUGGCAAAGAGUUGAAAGUAUUCCAUGAUCUUCAGUUUGUUCUUGCAGUCUAAAGGAUGGAAAUUUGCCUUCUACUAAUCCACCUCUAUUGCACAUGGACGACAGAGUUCAUUAUUGCUAUAUCAAGUCAUUAACCAUGUGAAUAGAGGCCAGUAACAUUAUUAAGAAAAAUCAGUUUAAUAUUGCUCAUGAUGUGGCUGGCUUUGUCACUAAUGCCAUGUCAUCUAAGCUAUCGUUGUUACUUCAGUUUCAACUUUUGCUUCAAGCGUUUGUUAGCUUUAACAAUUGCAUCAGGCACUGUAAUUCAAUUCAGUGGUGCUCAGUUUAAAUGCCCAGGCAGAUGAACAAUGAUACACAGAGCUAUUAUGAAAGUAAAAGAAACAAAUUUCUGUACGCUGUUAUUGACUUAUGGUCAGUGGCCAUCAAUGUGCAAGAGAACUCCAAGCAGAACACUCUCAAGUCUCAAUCUUAAGUAUCAGAGAAGCUCUAGUUAGGCUCUCUUACGCAUUGCUUGUGCUAAUAAAAAGUGAGAGUAAUGACCAUAGAAAUCAUCUCCCCAACAUAUGGCAAGUUCAAUAUAUAGAACAACCUGAGAAAAAAAAAAUAGAAGCAUUCUUAUUAGAGAUGGAGAACUAUUUAUACUAUUGCAGUAUUGUUGGAGCCGUGGAGGUUCGUGAAUCAAAAACGGUUGUGAACCUUUUACAACCGAGAAUCAUCCUGUCAUCCUGACUGUACAAUCGUGCUCUUUUUAAGGGUGCUAGCUAUGGCUUUGAGCCUUUAAUGUGUUUACAUUUUGGAGUUAUUUAUUUUGUUUAUUUUUUUGCCA
Messenger RNA from Glycine soja, 3451 nucleotides. Its product is annotated as pentatricopeptide repeat-containing protein At1g25360. NCBI's taxonomy places the organism in Eukaryota, Viridiplantae, Streptophyta, Magnoliopsida, Fabales, Fabaceae. Gene Ontology annotation, molecular function: protein binding; RNA binding; zinc ion binding. The transcript is spliced from 2 exons. The coding region runs from base 100 to 2463 and encodes 787 amino acids. The record is from RefSeq and is a predicted model, not a curated record. Gene Ontology annotation, biological process: RNA modification.